AAUAGCUGUUCUUUCUUUUUACCAUAUAUUAAACAUGCCUAAAUUAACAACAAAGACGACCAAAAAAAUGGAGAGCGCCGAGGACAUGAGAGCCUUUGGUCCUAUUUUCAACAAAGAUCUCGGUCAGCAUAUUUUGAAAAAUCCUCUUGUUGCUCAAGGUAUUGUUGACAAGGCUAACCUCAAGGCAUCAGAUACAGUUUUGGAAAUUGGUCCUGGUACGGGUAAUUUGACAGUUAGAAUUCUUCAAGCCUGUAAGAAAGUGGUUGCUGUAGAAAUGGAUCCCCGUCUUGCAGCCGAAUUACAAAAGCGUGUGCACGGAACAUCGGAUCAAAAGAAGCUUCAUAUUUUACUGGGUGAUUUCAUGAAGACUGAAUUACCCUACUUUGAUGUCUGUAUCAGUAAUACCCCUUAUCAAAUUUCAUCCGUACUUGUAUUCAAGUUACUCGCACAUCGUCCCAUGUUCCGUACUGCUAUUCUCAUGUUCCAGCGUGAAUUUGCUUUACGACUUGUGGCCAAACCUGGAGAUGAAUUGUACUGUCGUCUUUCCGUCAAUGUUCAAUUAUUAGCUAAAGUCGAUCAUGUCAUGAAGGUCGGUAAGAACAAUUUCAGACCUCCUCCCAAGGUUGAAUCUUCCGUCGUUCGUCUUGAACCCAAAAACCCUCCCCCACCUAUCGAUGUCAAGGAGUUUGAUGGUUUAUUACGUAUUUUAUUCACAAGAAAGCACAAGAUUUUCCCUGCUAAUUUCAAACAAACCACCGUCAUGAAUAUGCUCGAACAAAAUUACAAGACCUUUUGCUCUGCGCAUGAAAUGAUGGUGGAAGCAGAUUUUGAUAUCAAGACCAAGGUACUGGAUAUCAUUGAAUCUGUUGGUAUGUCAGAUAUGCGUGCAGCAAGAUGUGAUUUAGAUGAUUUCCUCAAGCUUUUGCUCGCUUUCAAUAACGCCAAUAUUCAUUUCUCUUAAUUCUCUUUUUCUGUUUUUGUAUCUUUAUUUUCAAGUUAUGGCUCAUUACCCCCCAUCCAUCCAUUUUGUAGAAGGAAAAAAAAUUAUAAAGACUAUCUCUUUUUUUUUCAAAAUUUAUGCGAUAGACUUAAACUUAUAUGAUAGACAAUGGUGUCCAGAGGAAUAGCGGGAUGUUACAAUGUGUAUGUUUAACCAUUUGUGCCAUCUAUUAUUUGAUAAAAUGCAUUAAACCGUGGUGAAAAAUACAAACUUUUGUAUCACAAUUACGAAUUGUACCUGAAAAAAAUCAUUCGGUC
Molecule: messenger RNA, 1257 nt
Organism: Mucor mucedo
Lineage: Eukaryota; Fungi; Mucoromycota; Mucoromycetes; Mucorales; Mucoraceae
Product: dimethyladenosine transferase
Exons: 5
Coding region: 35-961 (308 amino acids)
Biological process (GO): rRNA methylation
Cellular component (GO): mitochondrial matrix
Molecular function (GO): rRNA (adenine-N6,N6-)-dimethyltransferase activity
Source: RefSeq, a predicted model, not a curated record